CGAGAAACAAGCAUUACACUCGGAAUCGCUCAAUCAUUUAAAGGUGAAAUUUAAUAACAAUGGGCACAAGCGAUUUUUACUUGAGUCUGAAGAAGCAAAGGAAAUACAGAAAGGAAUCGUACUUCAUUUAUAAAAGAAGAAAAUGUUUAUAUGGAGGGUAGCAGCUUUUUUGAUAGUAUUACAAGCAGUAAAUACAAAUGCUGAGGAUUACAGUAAGGAUUCACUUUAUGAUAAAGCUUCUUUACCGUUACAUGGGAUUCCUUUUUCGCACCUUAUUACAAAGAGUCCAAGUCCGGAGGAAAAAGAUGUUGAGUUGUCCCGUCGGAAAGAGUCUACAAAAAGAUCAAAGGAUGACAAAUACCCUAACCUAUAUGCGUCUGCUUUUAAAAAUCUUCUUCGAGUGCAUAGCGAUAUAAUUUCUACCAAAUCUUCCACUUUUCCUUUAUUGCGUAAGCAUUUUAGACCAGCUGAAAGCAAGAAAUCCUUGAGGCACCAAGAAACAUUAAACACAAAUUCUUUACGUAAAAAGAAUAAAACAUUCACUCCCUUUCUAAAAGACAACUUUCGCAAGCCUGAUUUACCCGAGGAAACAUCAGAUGAGUUUAAGAAAUUAUUAACGUCAGAUAAUAAAUUCCGCUUGUAUUUUUCUGGAAACAACUCUCGUUUCAAACGAAAUGCAAAUUUUGAAGUUUCAUCCGAAGAAACAACCGAAAUUGUACCUCAUAAGGAGACAUCGUAUACGUUUCAAACUGAAAAAAAUCCAACUACAACUGCAUCAACGAAGCUAACAGACGGUAAAUCUCAAUUCGAAUCAAACGUCACUUCGUCAAAAGAAAAUAUAAUCACAACAGAACAAGGUACCUCAAGUGACGGAAAUUCCACCAGCUCUACCACAAUCGGUCCAACAGAUCCAAGCUUGACAGAUGAUCAGAAUUAUGGCCGUGUUUGCGUAAUGAUAUGUGGUUCGGUUAUCACAACUGUUAUUCUGCCCAUGUGGUUCAAAAAAUGUGUAUCUUGUUGCAAAAAAUGCUUCUGCAAAGGCUGCUCAGAAUCGACUGAAAAUUAAACUAAAAUGUGAAAACAAUAACAAUCAACUAUCUCAACUGUUAUGCUGCUCAUUUAUUUUUUAAAAAAAAUGUUUCUUGAUGUAGAAAAUGCUGCAAAUGAUCUAUCAGAAUCAACUGUCAAUUAAAUUAAAAUGUGAAAAAAAUAAUAAUGAACUGUCGCAACGGUUAUGAUGCGCAUGUAUUUCAAAAGAUGUGUCUCUUGUAAAAAAUGCUGCUGCAAAUACGCUACCAGAAUCUAUAGUCAAUUAAAUUAA
This is a messenger RNA of Uloborus diversus, 1321 nucleotides long. RefSeq lists its product as uncharacterized. The transcript is spliced from 3 exons. The record is from RefSeq and is a predicted model, not a curated record. Lineage: Eukaryota; Metazoa; Arthropoda; Arachnida; Araneae; Uloboridae. Bases 143 to 1066 code for a protein of 307 amino acids.